AGCUUGGGAACGGUUGCUAGGGGUGGGUAAUGGGUGAAAAAAGGGGGGCGCCGGGGAGCGGAUAAGGAGGGUUAAGGGAGGGGGCGAGGCUGGGGAGCAAUGCAAAAGGUAAGGCCAGGUUACCGCGGCUCGGCCCCGAGUGGGCUGCGGCCGGGGGAGGGGCGAGAGAUACAUAUGUAUUUCUGUCUCCCUAGCACACCCCCUUCCCUCUAAGCGAUGGCUGAGAGGCGGUGCAUGCAGAUGGGGAGUAAGUUUCCUGAAGGGGAGGGUGGAUGCACGCGCGCGGCCCCGCGCUGCAAAUUUUCACGGGGGAGGGAGAGUGGCUGGAUGCGGAGAGUUUGGAGUUGCUUGCGGCGGAGGACAGGAAGGGGAGCAGGGCCGGGAAGGGGGCUGGCGGGCGUUAUAUCUGGGAGUAAGUUUCCAGGAUCAGGAGAGCCUGCACGCUUGCUUGCUACUUUGCUCGCCCCCCAUCGCACCCCCCGAGCGGAGAUUGGUCUUGUCGGAUUGCCCAUGCACUUGUUGCAGAAACAGCCAAGGCCCUGGCUCUGGAGGAUGCUGAAGGAGGAAGACACAGAAGCAGGACAACCCUGAAAGAUUAAGCGUCUUAACCCUGAGACAGAACCAGGUCUCCGUUUCCCACCUGCCCAGCAGCAUGACAGCAGCAUGACCGGCCGGCCGCAGGAAAAGCCCCCAGAGCCAGACCCCCAACUCAACCAUCUGCUGCGGAGGUCAAGGUGUGAGCGGCAUCUGUUCACCACGGUGGUGUUUGGUCCAUACCUCAGCCCGGGUGAGGAUGUAAAACUCCCCAGUCUGUACAUGAGUGGUACAGGCCAACAGGAACACCUGGCUCCAGCCACGUUCACAGACAUGUCAGCCGUGGAGUAGUGUGGACAGUUUCUCUCACCUUCUCAGGGUUUCAGUCCUAUUGGAUUUGUUUCAUUGACCUUUUUUUAUGGUCUUGUGGCUGGACUUUCACAACCAAGGCAGGCACCAUGGGAGAUCAGCAACUGUACAAGACCAACCACGUGGCCCACGGUGGUGAGAACCUUUUCUACCAACAGCCACCACUUGGCAUCCACGGCGGGCUGAACCACAACUAUGGGAAUACAGUCACGGGGGCUGGAAUGGAGGCCCCUCAGGCAUCACCCAUUUCCCCCCACUUCCCUCAAGACACUCGGGAUGGCCUAGGCUUGCCUGUUGGCUCCAAAAACCUUGGCCAGGUGGAUACCUCAAGGCAGGGAGGAUGGGGAAGCCAUGCAGGGCCUGGAAAUCAUGUCCAGUUACGUGGCAACCUGACCAACUCAAACAUGAUGUGGGGGGCCCCAGCCCAGGCCGAGCCCCCCGAUGGCUACCAAUAUACCUACUCCCAGGCCAGCGAGAUCCGGACCCAGAAGCUCACCAGCGGUGUCCUGCACAAGCUAGACUCUUUCACCCAGGUGUUUGCCAACCAAAACCUGCGGAUCCAGGUCAACAAUAUGGCCCAGGUGCUGCACACCCAGUCAGCAGUGAUGGAUGGAGCCCCUGACAGUGCCCUCCGCCAGCUGUUGUCCCAGAAGCCCAUGGAGACCCCAGCACCAGCUCUCUCUUCUCGCUACCAGCAGGUGCCCCAGCAGCCUCACCCUGGUUUCACUGGUGGACUGUCCAAACCAGCUCUGCAGGUCGGGCAGCACCCUAGCCAAGGGCACCUGUAUUACGACUACCAGCAGCCGCUGGCUCAGAUGCCAGUGCAGGGAGGACAGCCACUGCAGGCCCCACAGAUGCUAUCCCAGCACAUGCAACAGAUGCAGCAGCACCAGUAUUACCCGCAGCAGCAACAGCAGCAAGCUGGGCAGCAGCGCAUGUCCAUGCAGGAAAUGCAACAGCAGCAGAUUCGCCCACCACAGCCUCAGCAGCAGCAGCAGCAGCAGCCCCAACAACAGCAGCAGCAGCUGCAGCAGCGGCAGGGUUCGAUGCAGAUACCUCAGUAUUACCAGUCCCCACCCAUGAUGCAGCACUUGCAAGAGCAGCAGCAGCAACAGAUGCACCUGCAGCCCCCUUCUUAUCACAGGGACCCCCACCAGUACACCCCAGAGCAGGCGCACGCUGUCCAGCUGAUUCAACUGGGCUCCAUGCCCCAGUACUACUACCAGGAGCCCCAACAGCCCUACAGCCACCCCCUCUACCAGCAGAGCCACCUGUCCCAGCACCAGCAGCGUGAGGACAGUCAGCCCAAGACGUACCCAAGCGACAGGCAGACCCAGGCCAUGCUGAGCUCCCACGGGGACCUGGGGCCUCCUGAUACAGCAAUGGGAGACCCAGCAAGCUCGGACCUGAACCGGGUCAGCAGUGCCCUCCCCCAUCGGCCGCUCCUGUCCCCCAGUGGGAUCCACCUCAACAACAUGGGGCCUCAGCACCAGCAGCUGUCUCCCAGUGCCAUGUGGCCCCAGAUGCACCUACCAGAUGGCAGAGCCCAGCCAGGUUCCCCUGAGUCAAGUGGCCAAGCCAAAGGAGUGUUUGGGGAGCAGUUUGAUGCCAAGAACAAGCUGACAUGCUCCAUCUGCCUGAAGGAGUUCAAGAGCCUACCUGCCCUGAAUGGCCACAUGCGGUCCCACGGGGGAAUGAGGGCCUCCCCCAGCCUCAAACAGGAGGAAGGAGAGAAGGCCCCGCCACCUCCGCCUCAGCCACUGCAGCCUCCGCCGCCACCGCCGCCGCCGCCGCUCCCUCCCGAGGCAGAAAGCCUCACGCCUAUGGUCAUGCCCGUGUCUGUCCCUGUCAAGCUUCUCGCACCCAAGCCCGGCUCUCAGGGCUUCGCCAACAGCGUCGUUGCUGCCCCCUCCGCCAGAGACAAGCCAGCCAGUUCGAUGUCGGACGACGAGAUGCCCGUGCUCGUGAGGAUGACCCUCUCUCCCCCACACUCACCCCAAGGGGCUGUCCCCUGCACGCCUGCUGACAUUCCCCGGAAGCAUCAGCCUGGCGUGGCCAAAGCUGAAGAGCCGCUCAAGAUCGUACCUGAGAAGAAAAAGUUCCGGCACCGGCCAGAGCCGCUGUUCAUCCCGCCACCGCCCUCGUACAACCCCAACCCUGCGCCCUCCUACUCGGGCGCCACCCUGUACCAGAGCCAGCUGCGCUCCCCGCGCGUGCUGGGGGACCACCUGCUCCUGGACCCCGCCCACGAGCUGCCCCCCUACACGCCCCCGCCCAUGCUAAGCCCAGUGCGCCAGGGCUCGGGGCUUUUCAGCAAUGUCCUCAUCUCGGGGCACGGCCCCGGCGCCCACCCCCAGCUGCCUCUGACGCCCCUGACGCCCACACCGCGAGUGCUGCUGUGUCGCUCCAACAGCAUCGAUGGCAGCAAUGUGACAGUCACCCCUGGGCCUGGAGAGCAUACCAUUGAUGUUGAACCACGCAUCAACAUUGGUUUGAGAUUCCAAGCAGAGAUCCCAGAACUCCAGGAUGUCUCUGCCCUGGCCCAGGACACACACAAGGCCACACUGGUCUGGAAGCCCUGGCCGGAGCUGGAAAACCAUGACCUCCAGCAAAGAGUGGAGAAUCUCCUGAAUUUUUGCUGUUCAAGUGCAUUGCCAGGUGGAGGGACCAAUUCUGAAUUUGCUUUGCACUCUCUCUUCGAGGCCAAAGGUGACGUGAUGGCUGCUCUGGAGAUGCUGCUGCUGCGGAAACCAGUCAGGUUAAAAUGUCAUCCUUUAGCCAAUUACCACUAUGCCGGUUCGGACAAGUGGACCUCCCUAGAAAGAAAACUGUUUAAUAAAGCACUAGCCACUUACAGCAAAGACUUUAUUUUUGUACAGAAGAUGGUGAAGUCUAAGACGGUGGCUCAGUGUGUGGAGUACUACUACACGUGGAAAAAAAUUAUGCGGUUAGGGCGGAAGCACCGGACACGCCUCGCGGAAAUCAUCGAUGAUUGUGUGGUGAGUGACGCUGCUGAGUCGCUGCUUAUUCUGGCCCCACUCCCGCCCCACACGCAGACAAGUGAAGAAGAAGAAGAGUUAGAGGAGGAGGAGGAGGAUCCGGAAGAAGAUAGGAAAUCCACAAGAGAAGAGGAGAGUGAAGCGCCGAAGUCCCCAGAGCCACAGCCAGGCCCAGUCCUGGCUCCCGCAGAGGGGCCACCCCUGCAGGCCCUUGGCCAGCCCUCGGGCUCCUUCAUCUGUGAAAUGCCCAACUGUGGGGCUGACUGUAGAUGUCAUGUCACUCCCUUUCUUCCCCAGGUGUUCAGCUCCCGACAGGCACUGAACGGCCACGCCCGCAUCCAUGGUGGCACCAACCAGGUGACCAAAGCUCGGGGUGCUGUCCCCUCUGGGAAGCAGAAGCCUGGCAGUGCCCAGAGCGGGUACUGCUCAGUGAAGAGCUCACCCUCUCACAGCACCACCAGUGGCGAGACAGACCCCACCACCAUCUUCCCCUGCAAGGAGUGUGGCAAAGUCUUCUUCAAGAUCAAAAGCCGGAAUGCACACAUGAAGACUCACAGGCAGCAGGAGGAACAGCAGAGGCAAAAGGCUCAGAAGGCAGCUUUUGCAGCUGAGAUGGCAGCCACAAUCGAAAGGACUACGGGGCCCGUGGGGGCGCCGGGGCUGCUGCCCCUGGACCAGCUGAGUCUAAUCAAACCCAUCAAGGACGUGGACAUCCUUGAUGACGACGUUGUCCAGCAGUUAGGAGGUGUCAUGGAAGAGGCCGAGGUCGUCGACACCAAUCUCCUCUUGGAUGAUCAGGAUUCAGUUUUGCUUCAGGGUGACACGGAACUCUAAAGCCCUGGUUGUCACCUAGAGACAUCGAAAACUCAACGGCCUCCAUCUUCAUCUUCAGUCAGGAAACCUGGACUGCCUGCUUGUUUUGUAACCAUUUUAAACUACCUGUUUAAAAAGUGGUCGUUUUAUUCAGGUUGAGGAAAAAAAAAAAUCCAGUUUCUUUUCCUUUUUAUUUAAAAAAAAAUUUGUUUUUGUGGAAGGUUGGGGCAAAUAAAUAAUUGGCACAACUCUGUGUAAGAGGUGUGCCAGUUCCCAUGAGCUACAGUUACUGGUGACCUUGAGAAGAACACUUGGGCUGAAGUGCAGGGAUGAGAGUGCAGCCGGAGAGGGUGGAGGAAGAAGGAGCUACACCGUGGGCUACAUUCCCGUGAACUCAUUCCUGGCAGGGAAGGAACCUGACUUUUGUGUUCUUUGGCUCACAGAUGUCAAGCGUCCUGGCUGCCUUUUAUCCCAAAGCUUGCAGUGAAUGAGUGAGUGAGUGAGUGAAGCACGCUGCCCUCUUCUUGCUGGGGCUUUGGGCCUUCCUUUCCCACCGAGUUAUUUUUUGUUCUGACCUCAUUUUGUAAUUUGCAGUGAAGUUGGCAUCUCUGCCAGGAGACUGUGCUAGUGGGUAGCUUUCCAGAGAGCAAAGGACGCCCUCAUGUGCCAUGCUUUCCUCUAGCACACACAUCGUUUGAAGAGUUGACCAAAUGGGAAAAUGAGUCUUUUCCCUGCCUUGCCUGUCACUCGUUGGCCUGUUUCUAGGAACUGAGUACUGUAUAAUUUCAGGCUUAAACUCCCUGGCAAUGAUUUACUAAAGACCUGGUUCAUAGAGCAAGUGCAGUAUCUUCCUGUGUUUCCCUGGGGGCUGGGUGGCUCUGUUGUGGGCUCAGUGGUCUCAGAGCUGUGUUUCAGUGUGAGCCCCCUGGAGACCUGUCGGGAGGAAAAUAACCCCAACUAUUAACUUGCCAGGGCUGUUUUGAGGGAGGGUGGUUGAGAGGCACACGUUAAAUACCUAGAAUGCAGAAAAAAAAAAGUGUUCUUUUGCCCAAAAACUGAAUUGGAAGAGCCCAUUCUUUUUUACAACACUGUUAACGAUCAGUGGAGUUGUGAAAUGACUCUGCCAUUUGGAAGUACUGUGAAAUCUCGUUCACUUGGAAUUUUGCUGUAAUUCAUCUGUGUUGGACCAAAGUUUACCUUGACGCUAACCAUGAUGAAAAGAGUUUUCUAACAAAUUUAAUAGCAAAUAGGUGGUGUGAUCAAAAAACACGGUGAAUGUUUAAAUAAUUUAUUACAGUAAAAGACACAUUGCCAUUAAUCCCCCUUAAAAUUCUCCCCCUCCCUUCGAACACGCUUAU
This is a messenger RNA of Rhinolophus ferrumequinum (greater horseshoe bat), 6073 nucleotides long. RefSeq names its product transcriptional regulating factor 1 (gene TRERF1). NCBI's taxonomy places the organism in Eukaryota, Metazoa, Chordata, Mammalia, Chiroptera, Rhinolophidae. The transcript has 18 exons. Gene Ontology annotation, biological process: negative regulation of DNA-templated transcription; regulation of transcription by RNA polymerase II. Gene Ontology annotation, cellular component: histone deacetylase complex; transcription regulator complex. Gene Ontology annotation, molecular function: transcription corepressor activity. The record is from RefSeq and is a predicted model, not a curated record. The coding region runs from base 993 to 4736 and encodes 1247 amino acids.